Glossina fuscipes is the source of this 1082-nucleotide messenger RNA. RefSeq names its product coiled-coil domain-containing protein 42 like-2-like. The record is from RefSeq and is a predicted model, not a curated record. The transcript is spliced from 5 exons. Bases 1 to 1017 code for a protein of 338 amino acids. NCBI's taxonomy places the organism in Eukaryota, Metazoa, Arthropoda, Insecta, Diptera, Glossinidae.
AUGCCACGCAUAAAGCCUACGACAAAGAUUGAUGUUAUCGGUAAUUUGGAUUUAAAUCCAGAAAAAGCUGUCGGCGAUUAUAUCGAAUCGAAACAGCAGGAUACAUAUUUUGUAAAACCACCUAAUUGGGAUUCGGCUGGUGACUCAGUUGAAUUACUUUAUAUACGAAAUGAACGUGAGCAUGCGGCUAUGCUGCGUUUGCAGACGGAAAUGUUGGAGAAUUCAAAAAAGCAGCAAGCCAGCAAUGCGAAGCGCAUACGCAAACUUUACAAGAUUCAUAGCAAAUUGCGUAAGCGAUUCAUCGAAGUCAAUAGUUUCAUUAAGGAUUGCGUCGACAAGAAACGUAUCGCGGAGAAAAAGGUCGCCGAGGAGACGGCUCAACAUGAAAUGUUAAGAUCUGUCAUAACGAAAUAUACGCGGAGUAUUGAGGAGUUGUCGAAAUUUCGUGAAGAGUUGAAGGCUACCGUUAAAGAGUUUGAACCUUAUGAAAAGGUAUUACAGGAAGUAGUAGAAAAAUCGGAUAUUUUUCAAUCAGUCAAAGACUGUAUGGAUCGUUGCGAUGCGUUGAUGUUGGCUCAGGUGGAAAUUUCCGCAUUAGAGCAAAGGAAAAUCCAAGAAAUCGAGGAGAUGCGUAAACGUAUGGUUAAGGUGACGAAUGAAGCUGCUCUUACAGUACUGGGUCUUAAAAAUGACUUGGCAGAAUUGGAACGUUCCUAUAAUCAGGCCAGAGCUGAAUGUUCAAAAUGGGAAAAGAUUUUGGCUAAUGCCAAAAAUACUGUAGCCUUACAUGACCUCGAUAAAGAUCGCGCCCUGGAUGGCAUACAUUACAUGUACCGUUUGUUAUGUAAAAGGAGAAAUCGCGAGCCAAUCUUCUAUCGGGUUGAUGUGGAAAAUCAACUCGAUUAUAUCAAGAGCGAGAUUGAAUUGCUGAUUGAAGUACAUAAAGAGUACAUGAAGCGCAACGCGAGAAACAAGAAAUCAGAAUAUUCUUCUGAGAAAGAUAUGGUCAAAUGUUAAGUUGACUUCGCAAACUGAAAAAAAUCUUGUAUUUUUUUUUUUUUCGACAUGAUUUUAUAUUUUUG